Oncorhynchus gorbuscha (pink salmon) is the source of this 4476-nucleotide messenger RNA. RefSeq names its product nuclear factor 1 C-type-like. Bases 529 to 2061 code for a protein of 510 amino acids. Gene Ontology annotation, cellular component: nucleus. Gene Ontology annotation, molecular function: RNA polymerase II cis-regulatory region sequence-specific DNA binding; DNA-binding transcription factor activity, RNA polymerase II-specific. Gene Ontology annotation, biological process: regulation of transcription by RNA polymerase II. Lineage: Eukaryota; Metazoa; Chordata; Actinopteri; Salmoniformes; Salmonidae. The record is from RefSeq and is a predicted model, not a curated record. The transcript is spliced from 11 exons.
ACGCUCUUGCUUGGGUGAGAGAAUGUCCUCUGCAAUUUUUGUUUCUGACCAUCCGUUCCAGCGUUGCUCCUGAUGAUCUAAACGCAUUACUUUGUGUUUCGUGGAUUUAACGGGUAUUGUUGGACACAGGGAAUCAGGGUUACUGCUUCUUUAAGUUCUUUUGGGGGGAUGGGCUAUUUUCAUAACGUCAUUUCAUUCCUCCCUCUUUUUCAUUUUGUCAUUCUUUGAUUCUUUUUCUCCCCCCAUUUCCUAAAUGGAACAGAUUGCCCGAGCCUUUUCAUUUCCUAGCUUUCCCAAUUUUUAUUCAAAGUUACUCUUUUUAUUUUUCAGGAUUAUUAAGUUGAACUUUUCUUCUGUGUCAUCAUUUUUGGAGGGCUAACACCUUAGUGGACGUAAACUGCAAGUCAAUUGAGGCGAUGGUGGAGGCGUUUAUGGUGAUGAUGAUGAUGAUGAUGAACUGUAAAAGAAUGAUUCACUAACUUGUCUGUCUUUUGCUACCUGACAAGUCGAUAUAAGUUCAUUUUCAUCAUGAUGUACUCUCCUCUCUGUCUUACUCAGGAUGAGUUUCAUCCGUUCAUCGAGGCCCUACUGCCGCAUGUGCGUGCCUUCGCCUACACCUGGUUCAACCUGCAGGCGCGCAAACGCAAGUACUUCAAGAAGCACGAGAAGAGGAUGACCAAGGAGGAAGAGCGUGCAGUGAAGGACGAGCUGCUGGGAGAGAAGCCCGAGGUCAAGCAGAAGUGGGCGUCGCGCCUGCUGGCCAAACUCCGCAAGGACAUCCGGCCCGAGUGCCGCGAGGACUUUGUGCUGUCUAUCACAGGGAAGAAGACCCCCUGCUGCGUCCUCUCUAACCCUGACCAGAAGGGCAAGAUGAGGAGGAUCGACUGCCUGCGUCAGGCCGACAAGGUGUGGAGGCUGGACCUGGUCAUGGUCAUCCUGUUCAAGGGCAUCCCGCUGGAGAGCACGGACGGAGAGCGCCUGGUCAAGGCUGGGCCGUGCAACAACCCCAUCCUCUGUGUCCAGCCACACCACAUCAGUGUCUCGGUCAAGGAGCUGGACCUCUACCUGGCCUACUUCGUACAGGAGAGAGAGUCAGAGCAGAGCAGUAGCCCACGCACAGGUAUUGGGUCAGAUCAGGAGGAUAGCCGAGCUGCCACCAUGGAUGCUCCUGAGUUUCAGGAAAGCUUUGUGACAUCAGGAGUUUUUAAUGUAACAGAGCUGGUGCAAGUGUCCAGAACUCCGGUGGUGACGGGGGCAGGCCCUAACUUCUCUCUGGGAGAGCUGCAGGGGCACCUGGCCUAUGACCUUAACCCCUCAGGGGUGGGCAUGAGGAGAACCCUGCCCAGCACCUCCUCCAGCGGGAGUAAGAGGCACAAGUCGGGCUCCAUGGAGGAUGAUGUGGACACCAGUCCUGGGGGGGAGUACUACACCUCUCCCAACUCCCCGGCUAGCAGCUCCCGCAACUGGCAAGAGGAUCUGGAAGGAGGCAUGUCCCCUGGAGUAAAGAAGACAGAGAUGGACAGCCCGUCUCCUCAGGAGAGCUCCCCACGUCUCGGCUUCACACAGCACCACCGGCCCGUCAUCGCAGUGCACAGUGGGAUUUCUCGGAGUCCGCACCCCUCCUCGUCUUUGCACUUCCCCACCACCUCCAUCCUGCCCCAGUCCACCUCCUACUUCCCCCACACCGCCAUCCGCUACCCGCCACACCUCAGCUCCCAAGACCCGCUGAAGGACCUGGUCUCCCUGGCCUGUGACCCGUCCAACCAGCAGCCCAGCCCACUGAAUGGCAGUGGUCAAGUGAAGGUGCCCAGUCACUACAUCUCCUCCCAGAUGCUGGCGCCUCCUCCGCCCCCUGGAAUGCCCCGACUGACGCUGCCCUCCGACUCCAAGUCCAGCACCACCACCUCGGACGGGGGAGCCAACUCCCCCACGUCACCCAGUAAGUGGGCCGCUGCAUACUCAGCUCCUGGGACGCCCCCUGCCAACCGCUCCUUUGUCGGGAUCGGACCUCGAGACCCUGGCUCACUCUACCAGGCACAGUCCUGGUACCUGGGGAACUAAACAACACAAGGAUCAUUGAGAGGGGCAGGGACACAUGGAUUUGAGAUUCAACACUUUUUGUGGAAUUAAGAAAAUUGCAAAUGCGAUGCAAGAGGGAAAGUGUAUAUAUAUAUAAAUAUAUGUGUGCAUAUAUAUUUAUGUAUAUCAACAUAAAAGAUGCUUCAACACACCUUUUUGGAAUGCAAGACAGAGGCAGAGAGAGCAACGCCAAGGCAAGAAAGAGAAAAGGUUUGUGCAGCCAAAAUGAACGGUGGGGCAGAGACAUGACCCUGUCUCCAGGAUAGUACCCCUCCUCUUUAACACCCCCUCUGCUACAGGUGCUGCUUCCUCAUAUAUGCAAAAUAAGUAUCCUUUCAUUUCUCAAUCAACAAGAAAGAGAAGAUUCCGGAUCCAGAGUCAUUAUACUUUUCCACACUUCUUCGGAGACGGUAAAUGAACAACUCUUUGAAAGUAGUUAGGGGAGUUGGUCACACAUGGUCAAUAACCUCCCUUUACCCAUGAAGGGCCUACUUUUCAUCCAGUUUGAUUGACAAUCCUGUAUCUGUGUCAGUUACUUUGUUUAAAGAGUGGGGUAUUUUUAAGAUUUCAUUUAACACAGCCCCUUUUGUCGUGUUUAAACGUGUCUUCUAUGAGGCACAGUGAUAUGCAUACACAAUCAAAAGGAUCUGUCUUUAGAGCAGUAGAGAGCAUCGUAAAAAGACAGGUACUGUAACAGGUGUGUUAGUUUUCACAAUGACUGAUACGCCCUCUUGUGCCUGUCAACUGUUGUCUGUUUGUUUAGACAUUUGUUUGUGUUUGCAUACGAUUCAAGCAUAGUGAAACCUCCUCUUCCUAUCCUUGCCCCACUCUUGAGUUAUUAUUGCAUAAAGUUUGUAUUAAUGUAGAUAACAGGGGUUUAUUCUGCAUAGUGACAAAGGGAGUACAAAAAUAGUAAUGUCACUAUUGAGACAGUAUUGGGUGUAGAGGGGAGAAUCUUUCUUUUUUUCUGUAUUUAGUUUCAAUUGCAUUGGACAUUACAGGCAUUGCACUACUAUAAUGUAAAUGUUUCCUUAUUAGCAGCUAUCCCUUGGCCUAAUCAUAUGACAUGUUGCAAGUCAGAGGUGGGUUUUAGGAUUAUGUUGUAGAAACUACUAUGUUGUGUUGCUUUGGUAGCAGGGUACAAGAGUUAUGAGUGUUGGCUUUCUUGAGCUAUCGAUUCGGAUCAGAACAAUCGAGCCCUGUUGUGUUUCAGAUGUUCUAUACUCAUCUAGAGGACGUUUCCUUGUGUAUGUUGAGGUACAGGGAAUCCUGACAGGUUUAUCGGUAAAUCACACCCUUUUUGGAUCUCUUUCUACAUUCUGUGUAUCUAAGUCGCACUUUUAUUAUCUUACUCAUGCUGUCUUUAUAUAAUCGGAAAAAACAAAAAGCAAUUUAUGAAUCUUUUUUUAAAGCCUAUCACAUACUUUGGAUGAGUCGAGAAGAAUGUGAAUGAUUUGAUCAUUAGAAGCGUGUCUGUAAGGGUAACCAUUGAUAGUGCCACCACUGACCCCAGACCUAAUGGUUGCUAGGCCAACGGCACUGCAUGUAUCCAUGUGUGCACAUGGCAUGAUUCUGGCUCAUUGAUGACGGGCAACUGACUGACCAGCAGUGUCCAUCACCAGUCUAUUUGGUCAGAACUUUCUUUACAGGUUUUGUCCUUGUCUCAUUUGCUAAUGCAAUGUUUGUGACAACAGACUUUGUUGCAGCGUGUGUUGGGAUGGAUGCAGAUACAUAUUUAUGAAUUGAAAACAUUAGGACUUAAGAAUCCCCAAGUCCAAACCAUAUAUACAGCCAUGAAAAGUGCCUAAGACAUAGCAAGAGUUCUUUCUACAUUUCUUUGUAUUAUUGUUUUGGUUUGUUUGAAGUACUGCAAACAUCAAUGAGCUCUAGACAGGCAACAGGUGUGGUGUGAGAGAGAGGUGUGAUGCACAGAGGGGGAGAAGUUAUGGAGAGCUCACAGCCCUCACCUGUCUCCAGCCAAAUGCACCUUCCAUGUGUUUUUCUGAGCACAGGCUUCUCAUUGGUUGUCUGCUGGGGACAAGCUAAGAAAAGUAUAAAACUCUGCUAUCAGCAAUGACAUAAUUAAACCAACAUAUCAAAGCUAUAUACACACACACACACACUGAACAUAAAUGUAAACGCAACAUGUAAAGUGUUGGUCCCAUGUUUAUGAGCUGAAAUAAAAGGUCCCAGAAAUGUACCAUAUGCACAAAAAUCUUAUUUCUCUCAAAUUUUGUGCAGGAAUGUUUACAUUCCUGCUAGUGAGCAUUUCCCCUUUGCCAAGAUAAUCCAUCCACCUGACAGGUGUGGCAUAUCAAGAAGCUGAUUAAACAGCAUGAUCAUUACAUAGGUGCACCUUGUGCUGGGAACAAUAAAAGGCCACUCUAAAAUGUGUAG